GCGCGGCUCCCUCCUCCCCGCCCUCCCCGCUGCCGCUUCCCCGCCCCCGCCCGGCCCUCGGCUGGGCUCCGCCGCCGGCAGUCGGGCCAUGGCGGGGCGAUGAGGGAGCGGCCGCCCCUGCCCGCAGGCUGCGUGGGGAGGCGGGGAGCGACGGGGCUGGGAGGCUCGGCGGUGCUAGUGCCGGGCGGCGGGGCGGGGGGAUGUGGGGCGCGGGGGCCGCGGCGCUGCAGCUCCUCGCCCGGGCCGUGAAGCAGGCGGUGGCGCAGGGGACCCGGCAGGACCUGGGCCGCUGGCUGUCCCGAGCAGCCGGGACGGCGGCAGGAGGCGGCGGUGGGGACGCCGUCGGCUUCGUCCCUGCGGAGGCGGCAGGAGCCGGCGGGCUGCUCCUGGGGCCGUACGCGGAGCAGGGCGGGCUGGCGCCGGCGGAGCUGCUGCUGUGCCAGCUGCCCGAGGCGGGCGGCGGCGGGCCCGGGCUGGCCGAGGCGCGGGGCUGGCGCUGCUCUUGUUGCCUCCUGGGCACCUGCUGGUGCAAGAGCUGCCUCAGCGUGUGUGUCCUGGCGGCCCUCUGCUUUGCCUCACUGGCCUUGGUGCGCCAGUACCUACGGGACCUGAUGCUCUGGGCCGAGAGCCUGGACAGUCUGGCCAGCGUGCUGCUCUUCACCGUGGGCUUCAUCGUUGUGUCCUUCCCUUGCGGCUGGGGGUACAUCCUGCUCAACGUGGCCGCUGGCUACCUCUACGGCUUUGUGCUCGGCAUAGUGCUGAUGAUGUUCGGCGUCCUUGUUGGCACCUUUGUUGCUCAUGUAGCCUGCAAGCGGCUAUUGGCCCACUGGGCACGGGCCAGGAUCCAGGGCAGCGAGACGCUCAGCGCCGUCGUCCGUGUCGUGGAGGGUGGCAGUGGCCUCAAAGUGGUGGCUCUGGCACGGCUGACGCCCAUCCCCUUUGGGCUACAGAACGCCGUCUUCGCGAUUACAGAUUUGUCACUACCCAACUACUUGAUGGCUUCUUCCGUUGGGCUGCUGCCUACUCAGCUCCUGAACUCGUACUUGGGCACAACGUUGCGCACGAUGGAGGAUGUGAUUGCAAAACAAAGUGUUAGUGGCUAUUUUGUAUUCAGUUUACAGAUUGUCAUAAGCAUAGGACUCAUGUUUUAUGUCGUUCACCGUGCUCAAGUGGAACUGAACGCAGCUAUUGUAGCGUGUGAGAUGGAAAUGAAGACAUCUCUUGUUAAGGACAGUCAGCCGAGCAUCAGUGGUUCCAGCACGUACUGCAGCAAAAGGGCAGUAGCCUUCUCUGGAGGAGGUGUCAAUAUUGUGUGAUUUCAAGUAUUAAUAAAGUAAGGUUUUAUGAACCUAA
Molecule: messenger RNA, 1353 nt
Organism: Colius striatus (speckled mousebird)
Lineage: Eukaryota; Metazoa; Chordata; Aves; Coliiformes; Coliidae
Gene: TMEM64
Product: transmembrane protein 64
Exons: 3
Coding region: 201-1316 (371 amino acids)
Source: RefSeq, a predicted model, not a curated record